AUGAAAGCGACGACGUGGCGCGGCGCGCCGGAGACCCUACCCGCCAGCGCCAAGAAGAAGAGGAAGAAGAAGGCGCCCGCGCCGCGCGGCUUCAUGUGCGGCUGCGGCGGCACCGGGUCGUCGGUCUCCGUCGACAUCUCCGCUGUCACGACGGCGCCGGUGAAGAGAGACGACGUUUCAACGGCGGCAGCUUCUGCGGGGGAGCCAGCGUCGAAGACGACGGUGGGCUGCGGCCGCGACACCGACGACGACGCGAGCGCCGAGGGCACGCCCAGCGUGGACUCGCUGCUGCGGCAGCUGCGGGAACUGGAGCGCGGCGUCCGCGCGCUGGGCGUCCGGGAACGGGAGGAGGACGGCGACGGCGGCAGCAGCAGCAGCGCGGCAGGGACAACGACGACGAAGGAAACGGCAAGGCCGCCGCUGCGCCCGGGGCACGCGCGGAGCGCGAGCGUCGUGGGGCGGCUGGACUCCGAGAGCGUGGCGGUGGUGACGGAGUCGGCGGACCCGCUGGGCGACUUCCGGCGGUCGAUGGCGCAGAUGAUCCUGGAGAACGGCAUCACCGGCGGCGCCGAGCUGCGGGAGCUCCUGCGGCGGUUCCUCGCGCUCAACGCCGCGUGCCACCACCACCUCAUCCUCCGCGCCUUCGCCGACGUCUGGGAGGAGCUCUUCGCCGCCGCCGGCCACGCGGCACCCUCGCGCGGCAGCGGCGGUCGAGCUAGCAAACGUCCACGCGGUCGCGCUGACACGUUAAGUUAG
This is a messenger RNA of Miscanthus lutarioriparius, 756 nucleotides long. The record is from the annotation of a GenBank genome assembly. NCBI's taxonomy places the organism in Eukaryota, Viridiplantae, Streptophyta, Magnoliopsida, Poales, Poaceae.